GAGAGAAGAGCCCUUUGCCGUGUUGUGUCAGGAAGAAAUGGAAGCUGGCAAUGCACGAAUUUGAUCAUUCAGAGAUCCGAACAGUUGAGUCUGUGAAUGGCGCCAAAACAGGACCCUAAACCUAAAUUUCAAGAAGGUGAAAGAGUUCUGUGUUUUCAUGGGCCAUUGCUUUACGAAGCAAAGGCAGUGAAAACCAAUAUCAAGGAGAAGCAAAUUAAGUACUUCAUUCAUUACAGUGGAUGGAACAAAAACUGGGAUGAAUGGGUUCCUGAAAGCAGAGUUCUCAAAUAUGUGGACAGCAACCUGCAGAAACAAAAAGAGCUUCAAAAGGCUAAUCAAAAUGCCGACGACGACUCGAAGAUGGGAGAACAUAAAAAGCAUUAUGAUGUGGAGGGAAAGAUGAGGGGUGUAGCACCGAGCAAGAAGAUUGCUGCUGUGCAGCAGAAAAAUGUUGAUCUGCCCAUUUGUCUUUGUGCAGCACCAGCGGCUGGAGAAGGUACCAGCACAGGAGAGAUGCCACAGCCACCGCGGAAGAAGAGGGCUCGUUGCGACCCAACUGUGGAGAGUGAGGAGACGUUCAUCAACCGUGUGGAGGUCAAGGUGAAGAUUCCUGAGGAGCUGAAGCCGUGGCUGGUGGAUGACUGGGACCUUAUUACCAGACAGAAGCAGCUUUUUCACCUGCCCGCGAGAAAGAAUGUGGAUAGUGUCUUGGAGGACUAUGCAAGCUAUAAGAAAUCAAGAGGAACUUCAGAAAGCAAGGAGUAUGCUGUGAACGAGGUGGUGGCAGGGAUCAGGGAGUACUUCAAUGUCAUGCUGGGCACUCAGCUGCUCUAUAAGUUUGAGAGGCCCCAGUAUGCAGAGAUACUGGCGGAUCACCCCGACACGCCCAUGUCCCAGGUCUACGGGGGCCCACACCUGCUCCGGCUUUUUGUGAGAAUUGGCUCCAUGCUUGCCUACACUCCCCUGGAUGAGAAAAGCCUGGCUCUGCUGCUCAACUACCUGCAGGAUUUUCUCAAGUAUCUAAUGAAGAACUCCUCCCUCUUCAGUGCCAGCGACUACGAGGUGGCGCCCCCAGAGUACCAUAGGAAAGCCGUCUGAGAGGAAGGUGCAGUGGGGAGAGGGGCGAUCGACCCAUUCGGAAACACCAAGCCUCUUCCAGACAACAUGGAACCAUCUCAAACCCGUUUGAGUGGAAAGCUGGACUGGAUUUUUAUUUUUUUCCACUUGAACUAUUUCUGGAGGUUCCCUGGAGUCGGUUAUGUCUUUUGGAGCAGUGGCAGCUUUUAAGAUAUAUAAAGUGUUUUUCUUUCUUUCCCACCGGGUACGUAACACAAGCGAGACGGGCAUGUUUUUCCUCCCAAUAUCGGGGACUUUUUACCCUGAACAGCUCUGUAAUGUUACUGUGCAUUUCAUCGGAUCAUUUUUCCCUCUGUUUUCACCUCAACGACUUUGCAUGUGUUGAAUUAUGGAUAUUUGAUGCUAACCACAAUUUGUGCAACGCAAUCAGAGUUGAAAUGUCUUUGGUGGGAUACAUUAGCUGUGUAAUGGUUGGCUAUCAUUUUGUAAUAAAGAUGUUUCUACACAAGU
Messenger RNA from Oncorhynchus nerka (sockeye salmon), 1587 nucleotides. RefSeq names its product mortality factor 4 like 1 (gene morf4l1). The record is from RefSeq and is a predicted model, not a curated record. Lineage: Eukaryota; Metazoa; Chordata; Actinopteri; Salmoniformes; Salmonidae. Gene Ontology annotation, cellular component: nucleus; NuA4 histone acetyltransferase complex. Gene Ontology annotation, biological process: regulation of DNA-templated transcription; chromatin organization. The transcript is spliced from 12 exons. The coding region runs from base 97 to 1098 and encodes 333 amino acids.